AUGUGAAUAUCGUACGGGUGAAGACGUCUUCUGUUCGUCUGGCUCUGGCUCUUACUGUAUUUUCAUACCAAUCUCAAGUGAUACAUUUAAGAAUAACAAAGUGCUCUUAGUGAUACUUCAAACUCUUGUGAUUUGAUAUAAAAAAUAUUUUUGAUUUUCUAAGGAUCAAAACUGUUUUUCAAAGGAUGUUUGUGAACACUAAACAAAAUAUCAAUUUUAUAGGAACAAUUGUGAAUCAAGGAUUUAAAACAAUACUAUAAGAUCACUUCAAGUUUCAGUCUUCAGAGAUAUAUAUUUUUUUAGUUUUGAUGAAUUUACUUUUUGUUUCCUCCCAUUCAUAUGAACUUGGCCUGAAUCUUUGGUCAAAACUGUUACUAAUUAACUUAUUUCCUUUGAGAUUACCAAACUUUAGUUUUGCCUUAAUGACGUCUUCAUAAUGCAGACAUGAAAAACUUGAAGUGAUUUUGAGCCACUACCGAAAACAUCAACUAAAUCGUGAUAUCUGUGCAUUACAACCUGAUCCCUCUCUAGCCCAUAACAAAUAAUAAACCAAAUAAUCGAGCAUAGUGAGACAACAUAAAUAACAAUAACGAAUAAUAUGCAACAAUCUAAGUAAUAUUUACAAGAAACAAAAACAAAAAACAAAAAUAACGAAAAUCAACAAAACGCUACGAAUAACCCAGUCGGAGAGCGGAAAACUUUGUCAUAAAUAAAGUUACGGCGAAAACCUCCAUAUUACUUCAAUCACGAAACUGAAAGCAAGAAAAGGAAGCUGUGGAAGAUUGAGUUGCUGCCACAGUUACUUAGCUGACUUGCCUGAGUGUUGCUGCUCCACAAACUGACAUUCAGAGUAGUGCCAAUGAUGUUGAUGCCGCUUAAAGGCAACUCCAAAUACAAAAUGCGGUCUACGCAGCUCAGCUUGUUGUGCGCUUUGCUCGUACUGGUGUUCCUUGACUACACAAGCGCAGAAUCAAAGUAUCGCACUCCUGCCCGGAUAUUGGCUAAGCAAACUGGUGCCACCCAAUUUGAGGAGGAGCGCUAUGAGGCGCAUACUAACUGCAACGAACAUAAACAUCAUCUGAAGAAGCGCGCUUCUGAUGAAGAUGUAGACUACGAGGUGUACCAGGGUGUAGUUGGCCGUCCAGGCAUAGACUUUCCCAUCUACCCAAGAAUUCCCAAGACCUCGUUUAGCUGUCGUUCCUAUGGCAAUGGCUACUUUGCGGAUAUGGAAACGGAUUGCCAGGUCUUUCACAUUUGCGAGGAGGGCCGUAAGAUCUCCUUCCUCUGUCCUAAUGGCACGAUCUUCCAGCAGAGCGAGCUCACCUGCGACUGGUGGUUCAAGGUUAACUGUCUGGGCUCCUCGGGUUACUACGCAGAGAGUGCAGAGAUCCUCAACAAGCAGCGCGUCCAUCGUGUGCGUCCUUCUGUUCCCGUUCAAGGCUUCAAUAUUGUGGGUGGUGGGCUAAACAUCAAGCCAAAGGUCACUCCAGUUGUUGGUCAGGCAAGGUCUGGUCCUCGAGCUAAUCCCGACAGGCGUAUUGAUUCCACGGAGGACGUUCCCUCUUCAGUGGAGAGUGUGGACUUUGAUGAUGUGUCUGGCGAGAAGCAGCGAAAGGUUCUUCCCAGCAUUGAUAGCAAUAGCAAUGACCACGAGACCCAGAUUACUGCGGAGAGCUCCUCGUUUGUCAGCGGUUCCGGCAAAAGAAGAACCAAUAAGGAUAGCAACCCGAAUCGCAACGAGGACAUUACAGUCUUGAAACCAGCUCGUAUUAGGGCACCAGUGGCAUCCCAAGAACGAGGAGUCUCCACCGAAAGAGCACGUAAUGGCCAGAGGGGACAGCAUCGCUAUAGUGGAAGUGAGGAACACAGCAAGGAAAAGGAGAAGUCAGCUCCUAGCCAAUCAAAGGAAAAGCCUGAGUUCUUCGAGGCUCAUUCCACACGAACUGUACCUCAGACCACGCCCCAUUACUCUACCGGAAGCCACUCCACUGUGCGACGUCUCGAACCAAGCAAGACCACGCCUUUCUACACGCCCACUGUACCCAGUCUGGUCAAGACCAAGACCACCGAGACAAAGCUCAAUUACAUCAAGGGCGGUCAUGUGGCCACAACACCCAAUCCCCAUAGGUUCGGAGGUGCUAGUUCCGGUAUUUUCCUUGAAUCCUCUGUGGCACCGAAGGUUAAACCCACCGCCAGUGCCAGUAUUGAACUAGACAGCACUUUCAAGCCAGUGAUUAUUGGUAUGAGGCAUCACUACGAUGUGGCUAGCUCCGGAGAAUUCCGACCCCCAGCAAAGUCAACAGAAAGUCGGGAUUACUUGCCAACUACUCCGUCACCAUCGGCAACCAGCAGCGGACCAACUUAUUUACCCAAGAAUGGAAAGUCUCCAAGGGGACACGCAGCAGGCGCAGCUGGAGAGGAUGUUCUACUGUUCGCUCCCAAUCCUGUCAAGGAUGAGUCUGUCUUCCGCAACGUUCAGGAAAUGCUCAAGACAAUGAACCUGUUGAAGGAUCAGUUUGAGGACGUGGAGCUGAAUGCAGCUGCUGCAGCUCCAGCAAGAGUUGGUCUAGAGAUUCCACCUUCCUCUGGUCCAGAUGCCCUUGUAUCCUUUGCCAAGUACUUUGCACAGGAACAUAAUGAAACCACAAAUGCUCUUGCUAAGCCAGAUAAGACGGAAAAAUCUGACAAAACUGGAGGAAAACCAAAAUUAUCUGUAAAGCCGCCACCAUUGCCCACCAUUAAGCCAUCGGACACUACUGCCUUACUGACCACUUCGGAGAAUCCUCCAGCCAUAAGCGAAAAUGCGGACGACAUCAAGAAGAGCCUGCUAAGUGACACCACGGUGAAGAAGUACAGUAAUCUGUUUGGCUUGAAGGCUGCCCAGGGUCGCGGUGCUGGAGAGGCUGAUAUCAGCACGGGAUUACUCUCUAACCAGCCCAACGGAACUCAAUCUGAAUCAGGUUCCAAGUACCAGCAGUUCCCACAGAUUGGUAGCACCGGUUCCACUAUUGGUGCUUUGGCCGAGAAACCGGAGACUCGUAAGAUUGCCCAAAUCUUCUCCAAUGCUCUGUCCAGUUACCUUGAUAACCCAGCCACUUUCCGUGCCGAACUCGCUGCCCGAGCCCGCCCUACGGAGCCACCAAGUACUCCCAACUUCAAGCCCGUGACAACCACGGAUCCCUCGCUCUUUAGUGAUGGAACAGCCAAAUACUAUCUGCCCACCAAGGGACUGCCUAUUGCCACUACGCCCACUCCCAAUAGCAUUGCAGCGGAAAUUAACCACAAAUUCGAUUCGACCCCAGCUCCGGAAUACUCCACAACCACUGAGCUGUAUGAAGGUAGUACCAGUCGCGCCCAGGAACUGGAGUUCUCAGGGGAGCUAUCGCCUCCAAGUCAGGAUUCCGGCGAAGAGUUCCUCCAGCAACAGCAAACGCAAUCGUUUGUAAAGUCUCGCAACGAUCUGCUUAAGGAUGCUAGGCCCCAGAAACUUGUGACCACCCACAAACCCACUGAGCACCCGUGGGCGCUUAAAUCGCAGACCGACUUCCUGGAUCCCCUGACCAUCAACGAUGGUCUGAUGAAGGAGCAAAGGACUUCUACUACCAGCAGUACGACCUCGCCGUCCACAACACCUUCUCCGUUUGCCUACAGGGUGACCACACCCACACCAUCUCGUUACGAGUGGGACGACAUUUUCCGAAGCUACGAUAUUCCCAGAGACGCACUGCCAUCCAGUAGUGGUCUUCAGCGGAUUGCAAACAAAUUGUUCGGCGGUCUCAAUGAACAAGAGGCACUGCACCUACGCAACGUAAUGGCAAAGGCGGAGCACGACCGUCAGGUGCUUAGUCUGUUGCUGCUGCUCAUCCAGACCUGCGAUGACCACAACGGAAAGGCACUUGAGAGGAGCAGGAAGCAUCUGCUGAACGCACUCAUCGAUAUUGACAGCAAGACAGUCGGAGGUAAGACCUCAAGGCAGAGACUGACCACCACUACCAACCGCAUCCCAGUAACCACAUUCCGACGUGGUGGUUCUGCCGGAGGCGAGUACUUCACCAGUACCACGCCGGGCUAUACGACAACCACGGAUCUGCCCACCACAACAGGAUUGGGUGCGGGCAGCUACGAGGAGACCACUAAGUUUGAGAUACGCGUCGAGGACCUUGAGGAAACCACGACGACGACAGCACCGCUGCUGGAGGUCAACUCGGACCGGAGGGCCCUGGAGCUGCUCAAGUCAUUAUAUUCGCUGGCGUCCAAGUUCAGCAGCAGGCGAUAGAGCGAGGGCGGUGGCGGUUCCUAGACCUUGCGAGUUAAUGCCUAACUUUAGUCAACUCAACUCUACCCCCCCCUCAGAUCAGUUUUAUUUUCUUUAAUUUAAACCCGUCCUAAACUUAUGAUUUUGAUUCUGAACCAGUUACUUGUUAACCGACUUCGUUUAGCCAAUGCAAUUGCGCAAUUAGUUUGUAAAUAUGUAAUCGAAAUACUCGACGAUGAGAGGCCCUGAAAUACUCCCGCGCCCGAAACAGGCAUAGACUUGGUUGUUCCUGAUGCCCAGCCAAGCAGUUUCCGUUUAAGUUUAAUCGAGAGUUGUAUUAAAUUAGUUUCUUACUGCUUAGUCUUAACGAACGAGAACACUUUCCAUCCAGUAUCCAGUAACCAG
Messenger RNA from Drosophila eugracilis, 4660 nucleotides. RefSeq names its product mucin-5AC (gene thw). Gene Ontology annotation, molecular function: chitin binding. Lineage: Eukaryota; Metazoa; Arthropoda; Insecta; Diptera; Drosophilidae. The record is from RefSeq and is a predicted model, not a curated record. Gene Ontology annotation, cellular component: extracellular region.